This is a messenger RNA of Oxyura jamaicensis (ruddy duck), 2604 nucleotides long. It is a transcript of the gene NPHP1, whose product is annotated as nephrocystin 1. Gene Ontology annotation, molecular function: protein binding. Gene Ontology annotation, biological process: protein localization involved in establishment of planar polarity. The record is from RefSeq and is a predicted model, not a curated record. Gene Ontology annotation, cellular component: cytoplasm; cilium. Lineage: Eukaryota; Metazoa; Chordata; Aves; Anseriformes; Anatidae. Bases 657 to 2558 code for a protein of 633 amino acids. The transcript is spliced from 19 exons.
CCUCAGACGUGGCCUCCGUCUUGCCCCUGCGUUCAGCCGUCGUGGCUGUGUUUAGUAUAUGUUGAUUAUUUAUUUAUUUAUUUUCCUGUUGGUUUGCCUCAUACUUUUGUGAAGUAACCUUUUUUUUUUUAGCAGUGCUCAGUGGCAAGGAGUUGCGUAGCUUAACUGCGUUAUGGAAAGAGCCCUCUCCUGGUUGCCCGGAGCAAAGCCCCUGGCAGAGUCACUCCAUUCCCCCUCAUCUUUGCAUCAGAAGGAGCAGCUGGCUCCCUCUCCGCCUUUUUGUUUUUCUCACGAUUGUACAGAUCUCUGCCCCUUUUCACUCAGCUGCCCUCCAGGAUGCUUUCCGGUCUUCAGAGGUUGAGGUAGUUUAAGUGGGAGCUUGUACAUCAUGGGUAAUAAGCAGUUAAGCUGUCUCAUUCCUUAGCUCUUCCAGAAUUCUUGUGUGAACGUUUGAUUGUCAUCAAGAACUUGUCAGAGCCAGGUGAUGAUCUUGUUUUGUCCCUCUGUUCCAGAUCUUUUACUGAUGCUUAUUCCUUCUGAGAUUUGUUAAAACACCGUCUCUAAGGAAUCACUAAAUUCUUGGCUUAUGAAGUGCCAUUUGGGCUUGUAUUAAUAUUUCUAAAGCUGUGUGUGCGUACAGCAGUGGGAAGGCAUGCAUGCAGCUGCAGAAAUUGGUGGAUGAAAAUACGGAUGCUCUUCAUCAUUUGAAAAAAGCUGAUGAGCCUGCGCCUGUGGGGAAUUAUACUCAGAGGAAAGAAGAAGAGGAAAAGCUAUUGCUAAAGCUGUCUCAACAGCUGCAGAAACUUGGUCGUGUCUUGGAUCAGGAUAACACAGCUGCAAAUGACACAGUGAAUGAGGGACAUCAUAAAGAUCCUCAAACAGAAGAUGAAGGCAAAGAAGAGGAUGAGAGUGAUGAUGAUGAUGGAGAAAGUAGUGAGGAAGAAGACAGUGAAGAAACAGAUGAUGAGGAUAAACUAUUGGAUGAUCCCAGCGUUAAAGAAUGUGUUGCAGUUGGAAACUUUAAUGCGCAGCAGGAGGGUGAUCUCACGUUUAAGAAAGGUGAAGUCCUGCUUAUACAUGAUAAGAAGGCGGAUGGCUGGUGGCUAGCUGAAAACUCAAAAGGGGAGAGAGGCCUCGUGCCUAAAACCUAUCUUGCGGUCCAUAAUGGAGAUGGAGAAAGCCAAGAGGAAAGUGAUGAACACAUAGAAGUGGUGGAUGAAACAGCAGAUGGAACUGAAAUUAAAAAAAGAACAGAUUCUCACUGGAGUGCUGUGAGAAAAGCUAUCACAGAGAAUGACACAGUAGAGAUACUGGCAACUAUGGGAGCAGUUCCUGCAGGAUUUCGUCUCUCCACGCUUUUCCAGCUCUUAGAAGAAGGCAAUCAGUUUAGAGCAAGUUACUUCUUACAGCCGAAACUUACUCCAUCCCAGCUGGCUUUUAAAGACUUGGUGUGGGACUCCGAAAAAAAUACUAUCCAGCCUAGACCAACUCGAGUAUCCCUGAUUGUGACUUUAUGUAGCUGCAAAAUGAUUCCUCUCCCAGCAGGCAGCAUACAGGUUCUCAGUAGACAUGUCCGACUCUGCCUAUUUGAUGGCAAUCGGGUACUGAGUAACAUUCAUACAGUGAGAGCCACAUGGCAACCUAAAAAUCCCCAAACGUGGACCUUUUCUCCAAGGGUAACAGGCAUUUUACCCAGCUUGCUGGAUGGUGACUGUUUUGUCAGGUCUAAUUCUCCAUCUUCAGACAUUGGUUUCCUAUUUGAACUUGGCAUCACUUAUAUUCGCAAUUCAACAGGUGAACGAGGAGAGCUAAGCUGUGGCUGGGCAUUUCAGAAGCUCUUUACUUCUGAUGGAAUGCCUGUUCCUUCCAAGAUGUAUGAGCUGCCAUUAAAUGGUGGUACUCCCUAUGAGAGAGGUGUUGAGGUAGACCCAUCAAUAUCAAGAAGAGCAGGCAGUGGUGUUCUUCAACAGCUUAUAACACUCAAGAAGCAGCCUGUGCUUCUAGUAAAACUGAGGUCAUUAAGCACGCAGUCAAAAGACAUCCUGAAUUUGCUACCAGAAACAUUAAUUGGCAGUAUGUGCUACAUCCAUCUCUUGAUAUUUUAUCGACAAAUACUUGGUGAUGCACUCCUGAAAGACAGAAUGAACAUGCAAAGUGCAGAUUUAAUCUGUAAUCCUAUUUUAGCAACGUUCCCUCAACUCAUGGAUCAGCCAGACCUGAUGGACGCACUGCGGAGUGCUUGGGCAGAUAGAGAAAGAAAUCUGAAGAGAUCAGAUAAGAGAGAUCGAGAAUUUCUGAAGUCUCUGUUUGUCCUGGUGUACCACGACUCUGUCUUCCCUCUCCUCCAGUCCACUUUCCUCCCCAGCUACAAGUGGGCCGAGGAGGAAUCUGAAGCCUCUCGCUGGAGGGUGAUCGCUGACUUCUUGAGAAAGAGCCGAGAGAAUGAUGGUGCACUCCAGUCCCUGCUGUCAUCAGAAAAUACCCACAAAGCCUUUGAUAUCUCAGAGCUGGCCUAUGAUUUCGUAGGAGAAACGAGGAAAAACAAUCCCGUAGCAUGAAUGGAUUAUGGGGUAACAAUAUAGAUGAAUUCCUACCAAAGGAAAA